CACAAACAUAAUGUGUUUAUUUUUGAACACGAUGUACUGCUCUGGCUUAUAAAGGAAGGAAGUGCUACCAAAGCCCUCAUUUACAACUUCGAUUUACAGGUUCUCUGUAUCUCAGUUUCUUUCUUUAAGUAAAAAUAGUCAGCAGUUUCAAAGUAACUUUACUGUAAUUGAUGAAAAGUUUGGAUUUUUUCCUAUAUCGUUUCACAUUCACAAAGGGAGAAACAGGACAAGAUGAAGUUCAACCAGUUUGCUGUUUUUCUUAUUUCAACACAGUGGAUAAUAUCUGGCAGUGGUGAACGAGUGAACGGUCAUGAACGUCCAACAGACUGCUGUUUUACUGUGUCAAAUACCAGAAUACCAGCUGUAAAUAUUGUGAAUUAUAGCAUACAAGAACCACCGUUAUGUUCUAUCAAAGCUGUCAGAUUUUACACCAAGAAAAACAAAGUUAUUUGUUCAGAUCCAAAUAGUGACUGGGCUAAGACAGUGAUUCAGAAAUUGAGUCUGACACACGAAGCUCACAAAAAAAACCUUCAGUGCCACACAAAUUCCAGCCAAACUACAACUGAAACACACACAACAUCAGGAAAACACACUGAGACCAGCAAGAGUACAACUGUACAACAAACAGUGACAGUAAUCAACACAUCUGGCCCAGAGACCAGCACAAGUACAACUCUCACAACAAUCGAAACAUAUAGAACAGAGUACAGCCAGAGUACAACAACAUCUGGACUGAAGAUGGACGACAGAAAAACAUCAACUGAAACUACAGAGACAGAUCAGCAGGAUCCUUUGUCCAAGGUGGAGGAGAAACAGGUGACGUCUUUGGCAACAUCAGUAACAAUGUUAUCUAAAGUAGAUGACACAUAUAAAAACACCAACAAUUACUUUUGUUUAAAGUAGGAAAAAGCAAUAUACUUACGAACUUAAAACUUGGUGUGUUGGAACAAGCUGAACAAUUUCUAUGUAACAAUAAUACAAGGAUAAAUGAAUGACAUCUAAUUAUAAUGAGUAAAUCAUGUGAUAAAAGUGGUGAAAAGUCCACAUUAUAGCUUCUCUCAGCCCAUUUGUCUCUGUUUUCUCAUGGCAUUUUCAUUCCUUUUUGUGUGGUGACUUCAGUU
Danio aesculapii is the source of this 1121-nucleotide messenger RNA. Its product is annotated as C-C motif chemokine 2-like. Gene Ontology annotation, molecular function: CCR chemokine receptor binding; chemokine activity. Gene Ontology annotation, cellular component: extracellular region. The transcript is spliced from 3 exons. The record is from RefSeq and is a predicted model, not a curated record. NCBI's taxonomy places the organism in Eukaryota, Metazoa, Chordata, Actinopteri, Cypriniformes, Danionidae. The coding region runs from base 232 to 903 and encodes 223 amino acids. Gene Ontology annotation, biological process: cellular response to interleukin-1; immune response; cellular response to tumor necrosis factor.